Varanus komodoensis (Komodo dragon) is the source of this 1983-nucleotide messenger RNA. Its product is annotated as vomeronasal type-2 receptor 26-like. The record is from RefSeq and is a predicted model, not a curated record. Bases 1 to 1983 code for a protein of 660 amino acids. The transcript is spliced from 5 exons. Gene Ontology annotation, biological process: G protein-coupled receptor signaling pathway. Lineage: Eukaryota; Metazoa; Chordata; Lepidosauria; Squamata; Varanidae. Gene Ontology annotation, cellular component: membrane. Gene Ontology annotation, molecular function: G protein-coupled receptor activity.
AUGGUCCCCAAGGAGCUGACCCAGUACCAGGGGAUUACCCAGCUGCUCCUGCAUUUCCGGUGGACGCUGGUGGGCCUGGCUUCUGUGGACACUGAAAGCGGAGAAAGGUGCAUGAGGGCCUUGAACACGGAGAUCACCAGGAGCAGAGUUUGUGUGGUUUUCACACUAAACAUCUCAGGCUCAUACAGAAGCUACCUGGAAGUCCAUCGCACAUUGUUUCACACAUCAGGGGAAGCUGACGUUUUUGUUUAUUGUGCAGAGACAAGGCCCUUCAUCGAGGGCAUGUAUCAGAUUCAAGACUAUUGCGAUUACCUCAGAAAAUCCAAGACAGGGAAAGUGUGGAUCACCACCGCUGUGUGGGACUUCUCCUUGGAACUGGUGACUAAUAUACCUUCACAGAACAUCCAAGGCAUAUUUUCCUUCCUUAUCCAAAAAAGUGAAAAGAAAGCAAUUGAUCGCUUCUUUUGGCGCUUUUCCAUGUUUAUGCAGCAGUUUGUCGAGAGAAUAUUUCAGUGUCCUUCUUCAAAGAAGACCUUGUCGGUGAAAAGAUGGACAAGGUGCAGGUCAAAGGAGCAACUGUUGCUGCUUUCACAAGAGCAGACGGAGAGGAUCCUGUCCCUGGACAGCCACGUCACUUACAACAUUGUCCUGGCUGUGGCACGGGCUCUCGAUGCUGCUGCUUCAUCCAUAUCCAGGAGGAGGUGGCAGAAGGGAAACAAGGAAGGUGUUUUUAAGCUGCAGCCCUGGCAGUUUUAUAAUUCUUCGGUCAUCGAUGGAGCAUAUUGGAGCAAGAAUAGGGAGCUGGUUGUGGACUUGGACAUUGUGCACUGGGUGGUGUUUUCCAAUUACUCUGUGCUCAGAAAGAAGAUUGGGAGCUUGGAAAGACAGGGAGCACGACACCUCAAAGUCACCAUUGAUAAGGACACCACUGAGUGGCCCAAACGGAUCAACAAGCCACUGCCCCGCUCCAGGUGUGUGGAGACCUGUCACCCGGGAUCUGUCAAGGUGGUUCAGGAAGGAGAGCUCAUCUGCUGCUACGUCUGCACCCCCUGCCCAGAAGGGACCUUCUCUUCCCAGGAAGAUGCAGAGCAGUGCAGCACGUGCCAAGAAGAUCAGCACCCAAACGAACACCAGGAUGGAUGCAUCCCCAAGAACAUCACGUUCCUCACCUAUGAAGAACCUCUGGGGAUCAGCCUAUCUUGCCUUGCCCUACUCUUAUCCCUAUCCACAGGACUUGUGCUUGGGCUCUUCAUUAAAUCCCUGGAAACUCCAAUCGUCAAAGCCAACAACCGGGACCUCUCCUACAUCCUCCUCAUCUCCCUCCUGCUCUCCUUCUUGUCUUCCUUCCUUUUCAUUGGUCAACCAAGGCAAGUGACAUGCCUCCUCCGACAAACAGCCUUCAGCAUCAUCUUCUCAGUGGCUGUCUCUUCUCUCUUGGCCAAAACAAUCACAGUGGUACUGGCCUUCCUGGCCACCAAGCCAGGCAACAGGAUGCGAGGAUGGCUGGGGAAGAGCUUGGCGAACUCCAUUGUCAUCUCAUGUUCAAGUAUCCAGGUUGUCAUCUGCAGCAUCUGGCUGGGCACCUCCCAUCCCUUCCCUGACUUGGAUAUGCAUUCCCAGGCUGGACACAUCAUCUUGCAGUGCAAUGAAGGCUCUGUGGCCAUGUUCUACACUGCCCUGGGUUACAUGGGCUUCCUGGCUGCUCUUUGCUUUACGGUGGUCUUCCUGGCCAGGAAGUUUCCUGAGGCCUUCAAUGAGGCCACGUUGAUCACCUUCAGCAUGCUGGUCUUUUGCAGCGUCUGGGUCUCCUUUGUGCCCACCUACCUGAGCACGAGGGGAAAGUACAUGGUGGUCGUGCAGGUCUUCUCCAUCUUAGCCUCUGGCACUGGGCUGCUGGGCUGCAUCUUCCUGCCCAAGUGCUAUAUUAUUCUGCUCUGGCCUCAUCUGAAUACGAAGGAGCAUCUAACAGCAAAAACAAAAUAG